GUCGUGUUCCUUACUAGAACGUUUAUAUUUCGUCAAGAGAGUGCAACUUGGAUGUUACAUUGUGUUGUUGUUAGUGAAUUAUUGCGUAUAAAUAACCAUAGUUAUAAUUAAAUAUGUCUAGAGGGCAACUGAGACUGGAUAUUGAAGAAAUGAGAUAUAACCCAGUCAGUGUUUACGAGAAUAACCCUAUGUUAACUGCUCUGACUACUCCUGAUUUUCUGAAAGAAGUAAACUUCCACGAAAGGAUUGCCACGUUUGGAAAAAAUAUCCAAUCAGACGAUUGGUCUGAACAUGCGGUUAAGAGGAACGACAUUUUGGCAAGCCCAGACAUAUCAAUGCCUUACAUUUCGAAUGGUUACUUAGCCGAUCCAUACAUGUCUUCUUCAGUGGAGUAUGAGCUUCCUACAGAACUGGAAGACCUAGGGACGCUUGUGAAGAAAGAACCCUCUUCGGAACCUACUUCCGACAAGGAACUAACCGAUAAGGAAUACGAAGAAAAACUGAAAUUAGAGAGGCGAAGAAUGAAAAACAGAGAAGCUGCCCACAGGUGCAGGAGAAAAAAGAUGGAGAAGAUUUCCCAACUAGAAGGACAAGUUAAAUCACUGCAGUCAGAGAACUCGAGGAUAAUGGACAACAUUAAGAGAUUGGAAGAGGAAGCAGCUUACUUGAGGGCUUUAUGUCGCCAGAGGAGGUGUCCACAAUGUGAUCCUAUAAUGGAUCAGUAGUCUAUAAGUGACCUAUGUGAUCUAAUAACAUUACUUAAAAGCAAAAUAUGAAUGCUCAACAACACAAGAGUAAGUAGUUAACAAAUAGAUUUAUACACUUCUCUAUCAUCAAAGUGAUAUUUUAUAUAAACUUAGAUCUGAAUUUGGAAUAUUCACUGCACGACAAAUUUUUGGAUUGCAUUAUGGGAUAACAGAAAAAUAAUGGUUCAACAUUAUUAUUUAAAGUUUAAUUUUGUCUAAAAUUAUUUAUUGGAUGUAUAUUAAAGUAAAUCAUAAAUAGACCUCAUGAUAUUAAUGUAAAUAAAAUAAAUUAUACACCAGUAAGCCUAAAUUAAUUAGGUAAAUGAGACUAAGAUAGC
Molecule: messenger RNA, 1084 nt
Organism: Nezara viridula (southern green stink bug)
Lineage: Eukaryota; Metazoa; Arthropoda; Insecta; Hemiptera; Pentatomidae
Source: the annotation of a GenBank genome assembly